Molecule: messenger RNA, 859 nt
Organism: Funneliformis caledonium
Lineage: Eukaryota; Fungi; Glomeromycota; Glomeromycetes; Glomerales; Glomeraceae
Source: the annotation of a GenBank genome assembly
AUCUCCAAAAUCAAGAUUUGGAAAAGGAACUUCCUUGGUCUGUUCAAUCUCAUCAUUCAUAUGAUAGCCCACAUGCGAAAGCAUUUUUACUUUUGCAGGCUCAUCUUAUAAGGAACAAAUUGGCAAUAGCUGAUUAUGUAACAGACACUCUGUCGGUUUUAGAUCAAGCAAUUCGUAUUUUACAGUUAAUUAUUGAUAUCACGGUCGUAAAUAACAUGUUAAAAACAUGUCUUCAUACGAUGUCAUUAUUACAAUGCAUUAAACAGGCAUGUUGGCCUGAAAAUUCAUCAUUGCUGAAUCUUCCUGGAAUUGAAGAUCAUAUGAUUAAUUCAGUUCUUCACGAGGGACAUGUAGUCAAAUGCCUAGGCGAAUUAUUGGACCUUUCAGAAGAGGACUUGUCUAAUAUUUUCAAAAACAUUAGCGGACUUUCCGAACCUGAUGUAAAAAAGAUUUGUAAAGUCGUCAAAAACAUUCCUCUGAUGGAUGUCGGUUAUCAUAUUAAUAAUGCUAGUGAUUCGAUGGCUCCUAAGGAGGAGCGUACGUUAUUAGUUUCUUUGAAAAGGGUAAAGAAUAUAUCAGGAUAUGAUGGUAAAGUUUAUGCGCCUAGAUUCCCAAAACCACAAUAUGAAUCAUGGUGGUUGGUAUUUGGAGACAAAUCAACCGAUAGCAUAAUCGAGAUGAAAAAGAUUAAUAUGAGUAAUGGACUUUUUGGAGAAUUUUCUAAUGAGCAAACGUUCAAAUUGAAGCUAACAGCACCAGAGUGGGGAGGAAAUUAUCAAUACACGAUAUUUCUAAUUAAUGAUGGUUACCUGGGAUUAGAUCAACAAUUUGACGUUGAAUUUCAUGUUAAAGAUGCUAG